AUUUUUUAUUUUCUCUUUCCAAAAUUCAUUCUCACUCACUUUUACGCUCUCUCUCUCUUACACCACUAUCUUGUUCUUUCUUCUUGCCAGUUCUCAAUCUAUUAUAUCUUUCUAUUUUCAAAAUGAAUAAGCUUCUUCUUCUUGUAAGCUCAUCUUCAACCCAUUUUACUCCCACAAACCCUUAAAUCUUUUCAAGUUCACAACUUUUUAUAGUUUUACCUCAAAAUUAUAUUAUUUUCUGUUUUUUCAGUUUAACCAUAAAUUUUACAAAUAUUUUAAUUUACAACAAUCCCAUUAAUGCCCCUCAAGCUUGUUUAAUUUCCUUGAAAAACCCAUAACAAGAAAAUUCAAGAAACAUCAGCUUCUUGUUUACUUGUAGUUUAAAUCUAGCAAAGAUAGUUUUUUUUCUGUAGCUGUUGUUCAACUCAAGCUCCUCACUGUUGGCCUCUAAAUUUGUCGAAACAAUUGAAUCUUGGAGUUUUUAACAAGUGUAUGAGGUAAAAUACCUUAAGUUUAGGCAAUAACGCAAACAAACAUUUGAACUGCACGAAAACUACCUUUUUACUGUAGCUGUAAUAUACCAGGGUUGAGGGAGAUAUGUCUGCUUGCACUUAGCUGAAAUGAAGAACGAUUCACAUAACACAUCAGAGAUACAACACACAACUCAUGUUUCACAUGAUUCUCAAAGCGACCAGCAGAAUAAUGCAGUGGAGGCUCCUGUAGCUGAUUCUGGCUCCGUAUCAAUAUCGAGUAAUGACAACAGAAGAGUCUCUCGUGAGGAUAUCGAACUUGUUCAGAAUUUGAUCGAACGUUGUCUGCAGUUAUAUAUGAACCGAGAAGAGGUGGUAAAAACACUAUUGAAUCGCGCUAGGAUAGACCCUGGAUUUACGACUCUGGUAUGGCAGAAGUUGGAAGAAGAAAAUGCCGACUUUUUCAGAGCUUAUUAUAUCAGGCUUAAAUUGAAGAAACAGAUUAUCGUGUUCAACCAUUUACUGGAGCAUCAAUAUAAUCUGAUGAAAUACAAUCCUGUUCCACCCCAAGUUCCAAUGGCUCCAAUACAGAACGGUAUUCAUCCCAUGCCAGUCAACAAUUUGCCCAUGGGAUACCCCGUUCUACAGCAACAUCCAGUUCCUGCUACAGGCCAGCCUCAUCUUGACUCAAUGGGAAUGUCUACCUGUCAUGUGGUCAAUGGGGUACCUGCACCUGGAAACUUCCAUCCGAUGCGGAUGAAUUCUGGCAACGACAUGGUAAUGGACAACAGUACUGCUGAUAUGACGCCAGGGAUUCCACCUGGGAGUGCCAUGUCAUCCAUGUCAGAGAUGGCUGUAAGUCCAACUUCUGUAGCAUCCAGUGGGCAUUUUCCCUUCACAGCUUCUGAAAUACCAGGAAUGGGAGUAGAUACAUCAGCACUUGAUACGGCAUUUACGUCUGACGUGGCAAGUUCAGUAGGAUUGCAACUUGCACAAGAUAAUGGAGCAGGAAAUUCUAGGGACUCGCUAAGAUCUUUGGCUCAGAUUCCUUGGAGUUUUAGCCUUUCGGACCUAACAGCAGAUUUGUCAAAUUUAGGAGAUCUAGGAGCACUUGGAAAUUAUCCGGGGUCCCCUUUCUUACCAUCUGAUUCAGAUAUAUUGCUUGAUUCUCCCGAGCAAGAUGACAUAGAGGAGUUCUUCGUUGACCCUGGCCCACCAGCACAAUCUGACGAAGAGAAGUCAUAGUUAGUUUGGAUGAGUUCUAUCCAUUUCUUUGAAGCAGAUAGGAUAGGGUAAACCUCGAUGUACAAUAAAAGGUAAAAGAAGGAACUGAAGUGUUUAGUUCUUUUACUAUUUAUCUCCUUUACAAUUAGAGAUGAUGUAAACUAUUGCACUAUGAGGUAGUGUAGUUUGAUAUUUGGUGAAGAUCAUCACUCAAGUCGCAGCAAAUUUGUUUCUGAGGAUUUUUUUUUCCACUUGUUAGACAUUGUUAUAAACUUGCAAUAUCAAAAAGUUCAAGAAUGGUGUUUAACUUUCA
Messenger RNA from Daucus carota subsp. sativus, 2007 nucleotides. RefSeq lists its product as uncharacterized. The transcript has 9 exons. Lineage: Eukaryota; Viridiplantae; Streptophyta; Magnoliopsida; Apiales; Apiaceae. The record is from RefSeq and is a predicted model, not a curated record. The coding region runs from base 621 to 1715 and encodes 364 amino acids.